Molecule: messenger RNA, 387 nt
Organism: Triticum turgidum subsp. durum (durum wheat)
Lineage: Eukaryota; Viridiplantae; Streptophyta; Magnoliopsida; Poales; Poaceae
Source: the annotation of a GenBank genome assembly
AUGACGCCUACCCGCUACCUCGCAGCGCUGGCCGCCGCCGCCUCGCUACUCUUCAUGCUCGGCGGCCUGCGCGGCGUCAAAGCGGGGCCGGCAGACAACGACUGCGCCGUCGCACAGACGGCGUUCGGCGACUGCACCGGGUACAUCGCCGGCGUGGAGGACAAGCUCUCGCCGCGCUGCUGCAGGGGGCUCGCCGACAUCAGGGACAUGGCGCCGACCUUUGACCGGCGGCGCGCCCUCUGCGCGUGCAUCCACAAGGAGAUGCUCGCCGCCGGCAAGGUGCUCACCCGCCGCGCCGCCACGCUGCCCGCCAGGUGCGGCGUCCGUAUCUCCUUCCUCCCGACCACCCACGACUUCGACUGCUAUCGGAUUCCACGAGCUGAUUGA